This is a messenger RNA of Xenopus laevis (African clawed frog), 1531 nucleotides long. It is a transcript of the gene prlh2.L, whose product is annotated as prolactin releasing hormone L homeolog. NCBI's taxonomy places the organism in Eukaryota, Metazoa, Chordata, Amphibia, Anura, Pipidae. The record is from RefSeq and is a predicted model, not a curated record. The transcript is spliced from 3 exons. The coding region runs from base 877 to 1203 and encodes 108 amino acids.
AAUAUUUUGAAGAAUAGCUUUUAAGUGUCAGUAUCUCUUUAAAAUAACUUCUGCAAACAAUAGCAGUGUAGCCUUUUGCUUCCUUCUUUAUGUUCUGGCACUCCAAGUAGGUUCCAGUGCACAUGUUUGCUUUUACAUAAAAUGCUUUAUUUUUAAGUGUUUCUAAAGAAAACACUUAAAUUGUCCUCCUUUUGGUAAACAGCAUUAGUGCUUAUUCAUUAAAGGGACAGGGUGCAAAAAGCUGAUUUGUAAUUGCAUAAGGCUGUGCAGGGAUGUGUAUGCUCCAGCACAAAUGCAGCCUGUAUAUUGGCACUCUGCACUCAUGCAGCACAAUGCAUAUCGGUGCAUGCUCUUUAAUGAAUGGUGCAAGAAUGGGUGCCUUACUGGGACAACCACUGUGUCUGCUUUUAAUAAAUGCCCGUAGUAUAUCCUGUAAUAGCAGUCAAUGGUUCUCAUUAUGAAAUGGCAAGGGAUUUGCCUAAUCAAUGACUUAAAAGUAUGAUGUUGACGCAGGAUCCACCUCCAAGACUCCUACUGGUUCUUUAUAAGUGAGUCUGGUUAUUAGUAAGUUAAAGACCCACUUGGUUAUUGAUGCUGCACAGCUGUCAGUUGUACCUGACAAAGUGUACAGAGACGUGCUCAGGAGGCAGCUCUAUAUUUUUGGCAUUGAUAAGUGUAUUUGUUCCCCCAUCAUUAAUUAUACUUAGGAUAUUUUGUUGUUAUACGUACGAAUCUCCUGACAUCCCUUUCAUUCACUCAUCAGCCAGAUCAAUCAACUAUAUAAGAAUUAUUCUCCCUAGACGCAAGAUAUAGUGGAAUACAUUGGUUCUUGGAGCAGCUAACUGAAAGGCAAAAGGAAUCUACCAUUCUGACAAUAUGUUGAAUUAUGAUCCGUGGCCAAGUUCCCAUCAAUGUUUGUCCAAACCUAAACUGUGCACUGUCUAUAUACUGUUCUUACUUGUGUCAUUCACCAUCGUAUCUGCCAAAAGCAGAUCUUUUAAUCAUCAGAUUGACAGCAGAAGUCCUGAGAUAGAUCCAUACUGGUAUGUGGGUCGAGGAGUUCGACCAAUUGGUCGGUUUGGAAAACGGCAGCUAAAAUUUAGGAAGACAUUUCAGCCUCGAUUAAGAUUUCUCUUGGAGCAGACCCUGGAGAUCAUGAAGAAACAUGGAGUACUUAAUAUAGAGAAUAUACAUUCUUGGUGAUAUUUGUCUACCUUCAUUGUUAAAUGGACAAAUAUAUAUUUAAAAAAAUGAUAAAUAUAUAUUUAUAAGUAAGACUUCCUGUAUUGCUGACAGCCCAGUAUUUUUGUUUGCUUUAAACUGCACACUUUACACAUACUUUUGCUUCUGAUCUGAUCUUUUAAGUCUCGUUUAUUUUAGGUCAUUUUCUUAUUUGCGUUUCAAAGCACACACACACACAUUGCAGAGCUCAUCUACUUCUUGGGCUUGUCUAAGAAAUGUACGGUAUUCUGAUUCAAUUAAGGAAUGAGCUACUGUAUUCAAACAAAAAUAAAAUAAAAACAAAAUAAAA